CUUCCCUUUGCCCAAAAAAAGAAAGGAAAACUCAGCUCAAUCAAAUAUCAAAUGCCGCCUCCCAAAGCCAAACCUUUGAGCUCGCUCUUUCGUUCAGCCAUCAAAUCAACCGCUAAAUCUACAACUAAGCCGUCUUUUCUAGCUAUAUCUACAAGUAAGCCCUCUAUUCUAACUUCACCGUCCGCCACCACCACCGAGGACCGCCUCUCGAAGUUAUUCGGCUCCUCUCUUGAUUCUAAAGCUGCAUUGCCCUCCACUUCCGUCACUAACUUCUCACACUGCUCUCCAAAACUCAAUUCUACAGAACCCGCAGAUGAUCUACCAAAGCUGCAUACAGAGGAGAUAUUUUCCAUACUGCGUGUUGAUACUACGGCUAGUUUGCUCAAGUCAGGAGGGACUAAUAAUGCUAAUCCCUUAGAAACUGUAUUAGAGAUACCAUGGAUUACUACCAUGUCUAACAACAACCUUUCACAACUUCGAAAAGAAGUCUUGCGUGACAGGAAACAAAAAUGGAUUUUCAAAAAUACUCAGACUCAUCGUUUUGAAAAGUUAGUGAACCUGUGUGCAAAUAAACUGGGGACUGAUGCUACUCUUAAUGUAUUUGGUAGAUUGGGGCGAGAAACUGGUGUGAAAGAGUACAAUUCGUUAAUAAAGAUCUGCAUUGAGCAGGCUAAGGAUUGUGAUUCUGAAGAUGUUGCACUAGAACAAAUUUGCAAGGCUUUCCAACUUUUCAAUUUUAUGAAGGAGCAGGGUUUUCAGCUAGAAGAGGAAACUUAUGGUCCACUUCUUAUGUAUUUAAUUGACAUGGGUAUGAUAGAAGAGUUUCAUUUUUUCCGUAAAGCUAUUGAAAGUGGAAAUUCUCGUUCGGAUCCAAGACUAGGUUACUAUGAGAUGUUGUUGUGGAUCAGAGUCAAUGAUGAAGAGAAGAUUCAGGAACUGUGUAACUGCACUGCAAUUGAUUUUGAGGGAGACUAUUUCAACUUGUUAGAGAAUUACUUGUUAGCACUUUGUGAAAGCAAACGGAAUAGUGAAUUUUUGCAACUUUUGGAGACUGUGGACAUAACAAAGGUUUCCUCGGUGGACCAUGUGAUGAGUAUUUUUAAAUUCUUGGGGAGGCUAGUGUUGGAGUCCGUUGCAGAGAAGUGUCUCUUGGCAUUAAAAAUAUCUGAUUAUGGAGCAGAGAAUGUCUCAAACGUCAUCUUUAGCUACACCUCUAGCAUUCCAAAUAUAGAGGUUGAGGAUAUUAUUUCAAAGUUUAGAGACUUGCAUGCCAAGCUGCAGAUCAAACCUUCUCUUGCAUCAUAUGAGAAGCUCAUUGCUUAUACUUGUGAUUUAAACAAGGUGCAUGUGGCUCUUGAUAUAGUUGACGAAAUGUUUGAAGCUGGAUUGACAUCAUCCACAAGCACACUAAACUCUAUUUUGAUUACUUGUGAGGACAACUAUGAGUUUACUUUGGUUCAACGAGUCUAUUCGAUGAUCUGCAACCAUAACUUGAAGCCAAAUAGUGAGACCUUCAGGAGCAUGAUAAGUUUAAGUGUGAAAAUGAAGGAUUUUGAUGGUGCAUAUGCAAUGCUCGGUGAUGUAGAGAAAAUGAAUUUGAUGCCAAAUGCAAACAUGUACAAUGCUAUAAUGGCUGGGUAUUUUCGACAGAAAGACAUGGCUGGUGCGUUAAAGGUGCUUAAACAAAUGGAAAAGGCAGAUGUGAAACCAAAUUCUCAAACUUUCAGCUACCUGAUACAAAAUUGUAGCAAUGAAAAAGAUAUUGUCAAGUAUUAUGAAGAAAUGACGUGCUCCGGAGUUCAAGUUACAAGGCAAGUCUUCAUGGCACUUAUUAAUGCAUAUGCAUCUUGUGGAGAGUUUGAGAAGGCAAAACAGGUGAUCUUAGACAAAGGUAUUUCAGUUAAAAGCCUAAUUGAAAUCAAAGGAUCACUUGUCGCAGCUCUUGCAUCGAAUGGACAAAUGUCUGACGCCCUCGUUAUAUAUGAAGAAAUCAAGGAAGCUGGAUGGAGAUUGGAGCCUAAAGCUGCCAUAGCUCUUAUUGAGCACCUCCAUUCUGAAGAAGAGUUGAGUAGAUUGAUUCAGCUAUUGGAGGAAUUGGAUGAUUUGGACUAUUGGACGGAUGGUUGCUGUAGACUGAUCUUGCACUCCGUUCGAUUGAAGCGCUUAAGCUCUGCGAUUCCUUUGCUUAAGCAACUCAAGGAUAAAAUCAACAAUGAUGAAUUUAUUACAGAAUUCUUUUUGGUUGAGGUAUUCUCCCUAAUAGCGGAAUCAGAGCCUACUGAUUUACAAAUUGGCUUAGACUUGCUUCGGAUCAUUAAGAAUGAAUUUGACCUUGCUCCACCACGUAAAUGUCUUGAUAUUUUUCUCAGUGUUUGUGUGAAUGCGAAAAAUCUACAAAUUUCUCGUUCGAUUUGGAAAGAAUAUGAGACAGCUGGUCUACCUUACAAUGUUUUUAGUUAUUUAAGGAUGUAUCAAGCCCUUUUGGCUUCAGGUGAUCAUCAGUAUGCAAGGAAAAUACUUACUAAAAUUCCAAAAGACGAUCCCCAUGUCUGUAUGGGGAUCAAAGCAUGUAAAUCAACUUACAAUACCCAGCAGCAUGUAAAAGUAAAGGAAAAGGAAAAGAAA
Molecule: messenger RNA, 2625 nt
Organism: Pistacia vera
Lineage: Eukaryota; Viridiplantae; Streptophyta; Magnoliopsida; Sapindales; Anacardiaceae
Product: pentatricopeptide repeat-containing protein At4g04790, mitochondrial-like
Exons: 16
Molecular function (GO): protein binding
Source: RefSeq, a predicted model, not a curated record